AUGGCAACAAAUCUGACCGAGACCUUCGUUCAUUUACCUCAGACCGCCGAGGAACAGAACCAAGUCCUGCUCAACGAUGACUAUGGCAAGUACUAUCCUACCGAUCCCCGAAACCUCAAUCUCCAGUCCAACUUUGGCCCCAUGAUCCCUGAGCAGAUUGCUUACCUGCAACCAACAGCGAAAGACACUCCUGUUGAGAUCAUACGCGACCGUUUUCUACGCGACAUAUACGUGUUUGUCAAAGCUCUCCUCCCCAAAGACAGAGUCCUCGACUGCCGUCGCCGCUACUUCUCCCAUAUGGCCCCCUCCAGCCUCCUCAAGGACGGCUCAGACCCCGUGGACGGCAUCUUCAGCGAAAAGGACACCCGGAAGUUCCUUCCCCCAGGAAACCUCCGACGACUCUUCGGUCUCCAGAACGACGCAGAGUCCGACCAAUACCUGGAAUUGAUGAUCAGCGCCCACGAGGCACCCUUUUACCUCGACUUCUGCACGACCGAGGAACUUCGCCCCUUCAUCCGGAAGUUCGCCGGCUGGCGGGACAUCACCAUGCUGCAGCGCACGAUGCUCCGCGCCUUUGUGCCCGACAGCGAGCUGACCCCCGUACACUUUGAUCAGAUGUAUCUUCGCGCUAGUCCGCCCAUCAGUCUGACGGCGUGGGUGCCGGUCGGGGAUGUCUCGCUGGAGGCUGGCGGGCUGAUGACGGAGGCCGAGUUCGGUCGCAAUGCGGGGGAUUUGACCGAUGAGGAACGUGUGUCGGCGUUCAAUAAGAACAUGAACGAUGGCGGCUUUCUGAGUCGCGAUACGGUCUCCUACGGCAAGGGAGAGGAUCGGAGGUGGUUAAUCACGGAGUAUGAGGCCGGAGAUGUCAUCUUUCAUGAUCCGUUUCUAGUGCAUGCAAGUUGCAAGAAUAAGGAUCCAGAGAGAAGGAUUCGUUUGGCCACGGAUUUGAGGUUCGUGGAUGCGAAUCAGGCGUACGAUCAGCGGUGGAUGAAAGUCUGGAGACCACUCGAUGGUUUGUAA
Molecule: messenger RNA, 1020 nt
Organism: Aspergillus aculeatinus CBS 121060
Lineage: Eukaryota; Fungi; Ascomycota; Eurotiomycetes; Eurotiales; Aspergillaceae
Product: phytanoyl-CoA dioxygenase family protein
Exons: 4
Coding region: 1-1020 (339 amino acids)
Source: RefSeq, a predicted model, not a curated record